Molecule: messenger RNA, 1433 nt
Organism: Capsicum annuum
Lineage: Eukaryota; Viridiplantae; Streptophyta; Magnoliopsida; Solanales; Solanaceae
Product: phosphatidylinositol transfer protein 3
Exons: 6
Coding region: 357-1244 (295 amino acids)
Molecular function (GO): phosphatidylinositol transfer activity
Source: RefSeq, a predicted model, not a curated record
GAUUUGCUGAAAACUCUCAUCUUAGAUAAAUCUAACUGUCACGUGGCGACUGAUACUUACACUAUGACAACACUAUAGCAGGAUCUAAAGAGUACAAUAACCAUAGGAUUUUUUUAUUUAAUUUAAACAAUUAUAACGUUUGAAUGUCCUUUUGUAUAGUGCUCUGCAAUUGUCUUAGAUAUAUUCACAUACGCACACACAUCAUAUCAAAUGUAUAUAUACACACACUCAUGAAUUUGCUCUUUGUAUAUUUGUACUUUUAGAAGAAGUUGCAUGUCAUAUUGUUGAUUAGAGGAGCUGAAAUUUCUAACCCAAGUUCAAUCUCAAGUAUUAGACACCAGUGGCAGUAGCAUAUCAUGUUUCGUCGCAAGAGCCAUCCCCAGUGUGAUCAGGAGGGUCAUGAGGAUCAACUGCACAAGGUGAAGGAGCUUAGGACUUCCUUGGGCGUGGCACUAUCAGGACGCAACUUACAAUACUGCAAUGAUGCAUGUUUAAGCAGGUAUUUGGAAGCGCGGAAUUGGAACGUUGAUAAAGCAAAGAAGAUGUUGGAAGAGUCCCUAAAAUGGAGGUCAAGUUUUAAGCCUGAAGAGAUCCGCUGGCAUGAAGUUGCAAUUGAAGGUGAAACGGGGAAAGCUUUUAGGGCAAAUUUCCGUGACCGCGAUGGGAGGACUGUCCUUAUCCUGAGGCCGGGAAUGCAGAACACGACAGUGCUAGACAACCAGAUGAGGCAUUUGGUGUAUCUGAUAGAGAAUGCAAUUCUUAAUCUUCCACAAGACCAAGAGCAAACGUCAUGGUUGAUAGACUUCACAGGAUGGUCUUUAACCAAUAACGUUCCCAUCAAAUCUGCUCGUGAGACGGUUAAUAUUUUGCAGAAUCACUAUCCUGAAAGGCUUGCUAUAGCAUUUCUGUACAACCCUCCGCGAAUUUUUGAAACAUUUUGGAAGAUAGUCAAGUAUUUCCUGGAUCCGAAAACAAUGCAGAAGGUCAAAUUUGUUUAUCCAAAGAACAAGGAAAGUGUAGAGCUGAUGAAAUCAUACUUUGACAUGGAUAAUUUACCAACUGAAUUUGGAGGAAAAACAAAUUUGAAGUAUGAUCAUGAUGAGUUUUCAAGGCAAAUGGCUCAAGAUGAUGUGAAAGCUGCAAAGUUUUGGAGUUUUGAUAAGCACCCCUCUGAAACUAAUGGCUAUUCUGCAGCUGAAGUUGCUCCAAAGACUCAGUGUCUUGCUCCACCAGUUAUAGUUUAGAUGCUUUGCUGGAGUUACUUUAAAUAAAUGAUUAGCAAAUGUAAGUUUUUUAAGAAUUUGCAUUUUAAAGAUUAGGCGAUAAACGCUAGGUGAUUUCUAUUCAUUUAUUUAAUUCUUGGUUGACCGAGUUAUCUGGUGCUCUAUGCUGUUAGAAAAUAGCAAGUAACCGAGUAGAUUUCUUUUCGUUUA